AUGCAGUUCUCCAAGUCUCUUAUGCUGUUGGUAGCUAUCGCUACAGGCACAUUGGCCCGCCCAGAGGGCAUGGCUCGCCGCCAGGCCACUUCUACUACCAGUUCCUCUUCGUCUUCUUGGACGUCCGUUCCUUCCAGUGGAAACUACGACACGUCUGGCUUCGGUUCCAGUACUAGCAGCUCCGGCUCCGGUGCUUCAUACGAGGGCAACGUCGGCAAUCCGUACGGCAGCAAUAUCAUUGAGAUAUCUGCUUCUGACGCCAGCUCCUACGAAUACGUCGUUCAGUUUCAGGGCUCCAACACGGAUGACUGGACAGUCGUCAUCUGGAACAAGUAUGGCUCUGAUGGCAAAAUGGACGGUUACUACGGCAAUGCCUGCAAGACCUUCACUCUCUCUGCUGGUGCCACCGUAUACUACGCCUUUGAUGGCGACUCCCAGGGUGGCUGGGCGGCCGCUCCAGGCUCUACUAUCCCUACUAGCGGCGGUGCCUAUGCCGCCACCUGGGGUGAAUUCGACUUUGGCUCUUCCACCAACAACAACUGGUCUGGCUUUGAUGUCUCCGCUAUUCAAGCUCAGGAUGGCGGUCUCACCGUUCAGGGUAUGAAGAUCUGCGAUGCUCUCGGUUCGACCUGCUCGUCUAUAACCUCCAAUGCCGGCACUGUUGACAACGCUUAUACCUCCGCCCAAACUGACGUCGGUGGCAUUGGUGGCAACUUGUCCGAAGGCCCUGUGCGACUGGCCGUUACCAUCGACUACAGUGGUUAA
Molecule: messenger RNA, 765 nt
Organism: Penicillium malachiteum
Lineage: Eukaryota; Fungi; Ascomycota; Eurotiomycetes; Eurotiales; Aspergillaceae
Exons: 1
Coding region: 1-765 (254 amino acids)
Cellular component (GO): extracellular region
Molecular function (GO): IgE binding
Source: RefSeq, a predicted model, not a curated record